Molecule: messenger RNA, 556 nt
Organism: Strongylocentrotus purpuratus (purple sea urchin)
Lineage: Eukaryota; Metazoa; Echinodermata; Echinoidea; Camarodonta; Strongylocentrotidae
Exons: 2
Coding region: 1-555 (184 amino acids)
Molecular function (GO): zinc ion binding; hydrolase activity, acting on carbon-nitrogen (but not peptide) bonds, in cyclic amidines
Source: RefSeq, a predicted model, not a curated record
AUGGCAUCGAUGGAUCACGACUACCACUUUCUUGAGAACUUGUCGUGGAGCCUGGCGCAUCGCUUUGCAGCAAGCACGUGGAAGACCUACGCGGGGGUCUCCCUAGACUACUACCGGGUACCCUAUGAUCACGACGGUCGUUCGUCCUCAUCCCCACAUGGACACCGACUUCCCAACAUGCGCGUCGACGGCAUGUUCAUGGCUACAUGCCCCAAAUCAGAAGGUAUCACUAACGUGCACGCCGAAAGGAUGAUACUCGACUGGUUACAUAAUCAAGUUGUCAAUUCAAAAUGGCCGCCAGCGGACCGACAACUGCACACAUUACAUCUGUUCACAUUCUUAUCUCCUUGUAGUGGAUGCAUCUCGUGGUUGUGGAGUUUUCUACAUUUCCUCCGACAGAAUGGACUGAUGGGGAGAAUCCGAAUUGUCCUAGGAUAUUCCAAAUGGUACACGCCGCCAGGAGAUCUAAUUUAUCCUGGUCCUUUUCUUACCAUUCCGUGGCUUUAUGAACUCCAACAUUAUUUUCCUAACUUCAAAGUGAUGAAGAUUUAUUAAA